Molecule: messenger RNA, 4006 nt
Organism: Manis pentadactyla (Chinese pangolin)
Lineage: Eukaryota; Metazoa; Chordata; Mammalia; Pholidota; Manidae
Gene: COPG2
Product: COPI coat complex subunit gamma 2
Exons: 24
Coding region: 108-2723 (871 amino acids)
Biological process (GO): intracellular protein transport; protein secretion; intra-Golgi vesicle-mediated transport
Cellular component (GO): endoplasmic reticulum-Golgi intermediate compartment; Golgi membrane; endoplasmic reticulum
Molecular function (GO): structural molecule activity
Source: RefSeq, a predicted model, not a curated record
CAACCGGUGCCAGAACACGGGGCCGGCCUUCCUGCAGCUUCUUCCGCUCGCCGGCUGCGGCGCCUGGGACGGUUGCGGUGGGUCUGGGCGCUGGGAAGUCGUCCAAGAUGAUUAAAAAAUUCGACAAGAAGGACGAAGAGUCUGGUAGUGGAUCCAAUCCUUUUCGGCAUCUGGAGAAGAGUGCUGUCUUACAGGAGGCUCGUAUAUUCAAUGAAACACCUAUCAAUCCAAGAAGAUGUUUGCAUAUUCUUACAAAGAUUCUGUAUUUACUGAACCAGGGUGAACACUUGGGAACUAUGGAAGCCACAGAAGCCUUCUUUGCAAUGACUCGAUUGUUUCAGUCUAAUGAUCAAACAUUGAGAAGAAUGUGCUACCUUACUAUCAAAGAAAUGGCCACCAUCUCUGAGGAUGUGAUAAUUGUCACAAGCAGUCUGACUAAGGACAUGACUGGAAAGGAAGAUGUGUACCGAGGCCCAGCCAUCAGGGCUCUCUGCAGAAUCACUGAUGGAACAAUGUUGCAGGCCAUUGAGCGGUACAUGAAACAGGCCAUUGUGGAUAAAGUCUCCAGUGUAUCCAGUUCAGCCCUGGUGUCUUCCUUACACUUGAUGAAAAUAAGCUAUGAUGUGGUUAAGCGCUGGGUCAAUGAAGCCCAAGAAGCUGCUUCAAGUGAUAAUAUUAUGGUCCAGUAUCAUGCAUUGGGAGUCCUGUAUCACCUUAAAAAGAAUGAUCGCCUUGCUGUUUCUAAGAUGUUGAAUAAGUUUACUAAAUCUGGUCUCAAAUCCCAGUUUGCUUACUGCAUGCUGAUCCGAAUUGCCAGUCGCUUACUAAAAGAAAAUGAUGAGGGCCAUGAAAGUCCACUCUUUGAUUUCAUUGAGAGCUGCUUGCGAAAUAAACAUGAAAUGGUUAUUUAUGAAGCUGCUUCAGCUAUCAUCCAUCUUCCUAACUGUACUGCAAGGGAGUUGGCACCUGCAGUCUCAGUUCUUCAACUUUUCUGUAGCUCUCCUAAGCCAGCUUUGAGAUACGCGGCUGUGAGGACCCUGAACAAGGUGGCGAUGAAGCAUCCCUCUGCUGUUACUGCCUGCAAUCUGGACUUAGAAAACUUAAUCACAGACUCAAACAGAAGCAUUGCUACCCUGGCCAUUACUACCCUCCUCAAAACAGGAAGUGAGAGCAGUGUGGACAGGCUCAUGAAGCAGAUCUCCUCUUUUGUGUCUGAAAUCUCAGAUGAGUUCAAGGUGGUGGUUGUACAGGCAAUUAGUGCUCUCUGUCAGAAAUACCCUCGAAAGCACACUGUUAUGAUGACUUUCCUCUCCAACAUGCUCCGAGAUGAUGGAGGCUUUGAAUAUAAGCGGGCCAUUGUGGACUGCAUAAUCAGCAUUGUGGAAGAGAACCCUGAGAGUAAAGAAGCAGGCCUAGCUCACCUUUGUGAAUUCAUUGAGGACUGUGAACACACUGUUCUGGCUACUAAGAUUCUACACUUGUUGGGCAAAGAGGGCCCUAGAACGCCUGUCCCGUCCAAGUAUAUCCGCUUUAUUUUUAAUAGGGUCGUCCUGGAGAAUGAGGCUGUCAGAGCUGCUGCUGUGAGUGCUUUGGCUAAAUUUGGAGCUCAGAAUGAGAAUCUUCUCCCAAGCAUCCUUGUACUCUUACAAAGGUGUAUGAUGGAUACUGAUGAUGAAGUACGGGACAGAGCUACCUUCUAUCUGAAUGUGCUGCAGCAGAGGCAGAUGGCACUGAAUGCUACAUAUAUCUUUAAUGGCCUAACAGUCUCCGUACCAGGGAUGGAAAAAGCCUUGCGCCAGUACACGCUGGAGCCUUCAGAAAGGCCCUUUGACAUGAAAUCUAUUCCUCUUGCUAUGGCUCCUGUUUUUGAACAGAAAGCAGAAAUCACACUUGUGGCUACUAAGCCAGAGAAGUUGGCCCCAUCCAGGCAAGACAUUUUCCAAGAACAACUGGCUGCCAUUCCUGAGUUUAUGAAUCUAGGACCCUUGUUUAAGUCUUCUGAGCCUGUUCAACUCACAGAAGCAGAGACAGAAUAUUUCGUUCGUUGUGUCAAGCACAUGUUUACCAAUCACAUUGUGUUCCAGUUUGACUGUACCAAUACUCUUAAUGACCAGCUACUGGAGAAAGUGACAGUGCAGGUGGAACCAUCCGAUCCCUAUGAAGUCCUGUGUUGCAUCCCAGUCCCCAGCCUUGCUUAUAAUCAACCAGGAAUAUGUUACACUCUUGUCCGCUUACCUGAUGAUGACUCUACAGCAGUUGCUGGCACCUUUAGCUGCACCAUGAAGUUUACUGUCCGGGACUGCGAUCCUGACACUGGGGUUCCAGCUGAGGAGCAGUAUGACGACGAGUAUGUGCUAGAAGACCUUGAAGUGACUGUAUCUGACCACAUUCAGAAGGUCCUAAAGCCUAACUUUGCUGCUGCCUGGGAAGAGGUGGGAGACACCUUUGAGAAAGAGGAGACGUUUGCCCUCAGUUCUACUAAAACUCUUGAAGAAGCUGUCAGCAACAUCAUUGCAUUUCUGGGCAUGCAGCCAUGUGAGAGGUCAGACAAAGUACCUGAGAACAAGAAUUCCCAUUCCCUCUAUCUGGCAGGUGUAUACAGAGGUGGCUAUGAUUUACUGGUGAGGUCCAGGCUGGCCUUAGCAGAUGGAGUGACCAUGCAGGUGACUGUCAGAAGCAGAGAGGGAACACCUGUAGAUGUUAUCUUGGCCUCUGUUGGAUAAGUUUGUACUGGGCAAGAUGAAGUUGAUGUACACUUCACCAUCAGUGGGCUUUUAGCUAGUGGCGUGAAUAUUAAAGAUUAUGACUUUGGAAAAGCAAAUUAAAUGUUUGGCCCUGAGCCAGCAGAUCAAGCAAAUCUGUCCUUGUGCAUGUCUUAUCUUUAUUAUACUUGGUCGACUUUGGUAUGAUAGUACAGCUUUGGGUGAUCUUGAAAAUCACAUACUACCUUAUACCCCAGCUGCUUAACUUCACAUUCUUUAAUUUAAUGUGUGUCUGAAAGCUCCUGGCAAUGUUGGAAAGCUUUUAUCCCAAUGGGGUGGGGGGGUGGGGGGGGCAGCCAGAGUCCACUUUUGUCAAAAUUUUUUAUUAAUAGAAAAUAAACACUUAUUCCAGUUUGUUGUUAUACUUGAAAAGAUGCUAAUAAAAAAAAUGAAUUUAAAAUAAUCACUUAAUCCCGUUUUGACUAAAAGUAUUCAGCACCAUUUGCUCAUAGGCCUUUCAGAAUUUGUUCUUAAGGUUUCUGGAACUUUCCUGUCUGAAAAUAACAGGAAUGGCUGAGCUACAUGAAUGAGGAAGACUCUCUGAGACAACCAAUGAGAAGUUAAGCAGUCAUCAUAAAAGGAAUCAAUGUACACGCGGCCUGGUAACUUACACUACACAAUGAUCCCCUCCCCUCCACGUUAGCUCAGGAGGGACAUGCUUCUGAACUUGAGGUACGAAGAAGCAGACUGUUAGCUGCUGUUGGAAUUGGUCUUUUCAGCCAGUAACAGUACAUCUCUGGCACAGAUGCUAUUGGUCCUUAAUGUCCUGUGAUUUUAGGAAAUUUGGAUUUAGUUUAAUUUAUUCAGAAAUUCAACAUGUUGAUUCAAGAGUCUGCCAGAGUGUCUGCUGGUUUAGUAUCCUUAUAAGAUACACAUAAUAUGUAUAGAUAAAUCAUAAAGCAUACUUAAAGCACUACAUUUUUUUAACCAAAACCUAUUUUAACAAUGUCUAUAAUUAGAGGCAGCUGAUGAAACAACUAAAUCCAAAGUCUGACAAGGGAAACUCACUCUCACUUGAAGCUGUGCUGCUCAGGGAACUUAAAAAAGCAUGUGCCCUUGAAGCCAUUCAAGGAGAGGUAAGGAGGCACUCACUCCCCAUUCUUUGCUAUGUAAUUCCAAUCGGGGUGAGGCCAGAAAUUGGCUUUUCUAAAUAUUUCAGAAAAGUCCACAGAAAUGUUAAAAAGACUUUUAUGCAAAAGAAUGUCUUUCUGCAUCAGUUGAGUUGUAAUGCUCACCAGAAUUUC